AUGGCUGACCUCAACACCACUGAACAAGCUCCAGCGGCCGAACUCGUCAAGCGCGAUGAGGCUGUAGCUUUAGCUCCCGAAGUUCUUCCAGCUAGCGACCAGUCGGCGGCCGCUCCCGCCGCGGCACCCACCGAGACCGUCACCCCGACAGAAGCCGAGCCUCAAGUGGUUCAGCCCACGGAAGAGACUCCUGUUGAGCAUUGUGAGACUGUCAAUGAUGCUGCCGCUCUCCCAGCUGCGGCUGCAAUCAAUCCCGCUGCUCAUGUCCCUGAUGGGGCCACGCCCCAGGAGCCUUCGGUCGAGGAACAGCCCGAAUACCUGACCAAGAUCGCCGGCCUGACCCAGUUCUUCGAACAGCUGCCUCAGAUCCUGACGGAGACGGGACACCAAGAGAUGUGGGGUGUGGUCCUCAAGAAUCACGAGGACGUGCCCACCGUGAAUGUGCUGAUCAAGUUUCUCCGUGCCAACGAGGGCAAUGUGCAGGCGGCCCAGGAUCAGUUGCGCAAGGCCCUGGAAUGGCGCAAGGAGAUCAACCCCAUUGCACUGGUCGAGUCCGGCCGUUACAGUGCUGCCAAGUAUGACGGCCUGGGCUACCUGACCACAUAUGAACAGGACGGCCGUCCUCUGGUCUUCACCUGGAACAUUUACGGCGCUGUCAAGGAUGUCAAGAAAACCUUUGGAGACUCGAACGAAUUUGUCAAAUGGCGUGCUGCUCUGAUGGAGAUGGCCGUGCAGGACUUGAAGAUGAAGGAUGCCACCGAGGUCAUUGACUACGACGGCAAGAAGGACCAUUACCAGAUGAUUCAGGUCCACGACUACCUGCACGUCAAGUUCUUGCGCAUGGAUCCCGUCGUACGCGCUGCGACCAAGCAGACCAUCGAGGUCUUCUCGACUGCCUACCCGGAGCUCUUGCGCGAGAAGUUCUUCGUCAACGUCCCGUCCAUUAUGGGUUGGAUGUUCUCCGCCAUGAAGCUUUUCCUCAGCCGGAACACAACCCGCAAGUUCCACCCCAUCGCUAACGGAGCCAACCUUGCCCGUGAGUUCCCCUCGGCCAUUGGAGAUCAGAUCCCCAAGACCUACGGCGGAAAGGGCGCCGAGCUCAGGGAGGGGGCACGCACUGUGCAGUUGGUUGAGGAUGAGGUGGAGCCUGAGGCGGCCCAGAGUGAGAGCCAGCCUACUCAGGCCUCAUCUGAUGUGGUUGCGCCCGCCGUCCCCGAGAAGGUUGAGCAGCCUGUCGCCGAAGAGGCCACUGCCCCCGUCAGUGCCCAGCCGGCCAUGCCUGAGGUACUGACCAAGGAUGCCGCCGUGACGGAGGAGGAGAAGCCUGUGAGCGAGGUGGCCAAGUGA
Messenger RNA from Penicillium diatomitis, 1347 nucleotides. It is a transcript of the gene sfh5, whose product is annotated as CRAL/TRIO domain protein. The record is from RefSeq and is a predicted model, not a curated record. Gene Ontology annotation, molecular function: phosphatidylinositol transfer activity. Gene Ontology annotation, biological process: Golgi to plasma membrane protein transport; regulation of exocytosis. The coding region runs from base 1 to 1347 and encodes 448 amino acids. Gene Ontology annotation, cellular component: plasma membrane; cortical endoplasmic reticulum; cytosol. The transcript has 2 exons. Lineage: Eukaryota; Fungi; Ascomycota; Eurotiomycetes; Eurotiales; Aspergillaceae.